CCUGCUCAGCUGAAGAGAAGUUGGCUAAGUAUCUCCUCAAUAUUGCUCAAAUUAGACAUCUUAACGCAUUUGAACUCGCAAAAAAUGUAGCUGAUAAUCUACAAGAGAUACGAUUCAACAUAGUCAUUGAUAGACGGUGAUUGCAGCUGAUUUUUAAAGCAUGUGUUAAAAGAACCAGAAACAGCACAAUGUUUGGGGGAGGAAGCCUUCAAAGGCUAGAUGCCAUUUGCGCUAAGUUGAAGACUGUUCAGGAAAAACAGAAAACUGAUGAAAAUGGCAGCAUAGAUAGCCAAGAAGAGCCAAUCACAUCCUUAAGUAGUAAUACCCACGUGGAUUUACUCUCUGGUCGUAAGGGUCGCAGGAAAAACCGUAAUCCUAAGAACAUUUUCCAGUAUUCUGAGAAGGGAGGUGUUGAAGAGAGUAACGAUGAUGAAUUUACGAAGUUUGAACUGAAUAACCAAGAAGCAGAUUUUGAGCAGUUAUCGCCAUCCGCAGGAACUGAAUCCUUUGAUGUGUCAGUCUCGGGAGGAGCCAGUGGCACACAGCAUUCCAGUGGGGUACAAACCCCAGAAACCCUACAAAGACAAACUUCGCAACCAUUCCCAAAUGAAGCUAACAUUCCUGAGUCUGGUAUCUUGGACUUGACUGUGAAAGAGAGGUUGUCACCAACCAAGCCAAACCAAGAAGCAAUAAGACCACAAACCGAACCAAUCGAUACAAGAGAAACCAAAACAAUUGAAGAUGCUACUGCUGUCAGUAAUAACAUUGGACAAUCUACAUCUAGUCACCAAGAAAACCCAAUUAAGAGAUCGUCAUCACAAUCAGCUGAGACUACUGCUUUAAAGGACUAUGCUGAAUCAACUAUGCACGAAUUGUUGGGCAUAUAUGGUUUGGAGAAUAACUCAGGGGAAAACGUCCAUCUCACAGAAAAUGUUCCUAUGCACCAUUUUACAUCAGGGAGAAUACUACAGCAUAACGGUUCAAGCCAUACCCAGAUCCCACCUGCUGGACGCGAGGCCCAAGGGGGAGGUGUUGACACUACCCCUAAGUUCAUGCAACAUUCCUCCCCACAGAAGGCACAAUUAGCCAUAGGUCGUACCGAGACCCCAACCAACCUGGCUGGUUUCGAUCGAGGAAUCAAAUCAUACAUGAAAGUUGAAUCUGAGAGCCCAGAAAGAGUGGGAAAGAUCAGUGAUGAUGCAGGAUAUGGCGAGUUCAACCUUAACACCAGUUUCUCUAGAAGCGACUCCAGUUCCCCGAUAGCUAACCCUUUACCUCACGACUACUCGAAAUACAUAAAAAGAUUCAGCUCACAUGAAGAAUGCGGAGGUAACCAUUGCAAGGACAUGUUCUAUAAGGAACAUUUCCACUGUCUCGACUGUGCAUUUAGAGUUUUUGUGAAGAAGGAGGAGAUGAGUCGACAUUUCAAAUGGCACAAGAAACGUGACGACUCCCUCCAACAUGGGUUCAUGCGUUACAGUCCAAUGGAUGACUGUUCUGUCAAGUUCAUCAACUGCCAACAUAAUAAGAAGCAGACUCACUAUCACUGUCUUAGAAUGGGUUGCAACAAGGUUUAUAUCAGCACCUCUGAUGUUCAAAUGCAUUCCAACUUUCACCGCAAGGACUCUGCCAUUAUCUCGGAGGGCUUCCAGCGUUUUCGCGCUACAGAGGAUUGUGGGUCAACCAGAUGCGCUUUCUACGGCCACAGGACAACACAUUUUCACUGCCGCAGAACUGGUUGUUUCUUCACUUUCAAGAACAAAGCUGAUAUGGAAAAGCACAAAACGUACCACCAAAAGGAUGAAAUUCUGUCCAAAGAUGGCUUCAAGAAGUUCAUGAAGUAUGAACAUUGUGCUUACAUGGGCUGCAAGUACUCAAAGAUCAGCAAUCACAUCCACUGCAUCCGACCACAUUGUGACUAUGUGUUUCAUUCUACUGGACAACUGUACUCUCAUAAACGCAAGCAUGAAAGACGAGACUUAGAGCAUGCCUAUAAACGCUUCAAGGUCCACAACACGACACCAGCAGAUUUCCGAAAGGCUUUAUCCUCAACUGAGCUAAGUGCACCGAAACUCAACCCAGCUCUGUUCACAACUGCAUUUCAACCACAGUCUAACCGCAGAGAUGAUAGUGGUAUCCAGGGUGUACCACAAGGCUUGAAACUACCAGUGAAAACUGAGCCUAUGGUCCAAGGUAAUGGUGAGUCUGGUGUGAGAACUCCUGAUGAGGCACUGCCUGUUAAGAUGGAGGCAAAGCAGGAAGCUGAGUAUGUGAAUCUAGAAGAUAUGAUGAAGAUGCAAGGUUCAGCUCUUGGUGAGUCAAUUACAAGUGGUAUGGAACUGAAAGACAACAUAGGAAUGUCUCCAACCAGUGAUGAACAGAAACCACAUACUGAUGUUGCUCCUUCCUUAAUGGAAAAAGCUGGCAAUCUUGAAGGGGAUGAACUGAGCAAUUCACUCACAUUGAAUGUGUCAUCAUCAGCCCCUAAAGAGGAGUCCAUGGUGAAUGGUUCCCCAGUUCCUCAGACACCACCCUUGUACAGCCAGAUCAUCACCCCAGGAAGCAAAAGAGAUGAAACCUGGAAGAAAUAUAUUACAAGGUACACUGCCAAUGAUGCAUGCAACUCUCGUUGCCUCUACCUCUAUAAGGACCACUACCAUUGCCAUGUGGACAACUGUAACUCCAUAUUCAAGUCAAAAGAUGGCGUGAGAGAGCAUGCCAGGUGCCACCAACAGCAGUCCAUGAUAGCUGACAUGGUCUACAGGACGUUCCUGCCAACACAAAAGUGCGACUACAUGGACUGCCCACAUUCCAACAAGACAAAACAUUACCAUUGCAUAUGGGGUACCUGUUCUGCAGUUUACACAGACAACAGCCUUACAUUUGCUAGACUGGAUCACCAUCGUCAGCAUGAGCAGGCCAGGUCAAUAACUUCCAGGAAUGGCCCAAAGACAUCAAGCGUACCCCAACAGCUCCUUGGUCAGCCCCGCAAGCGUGGCAGGCCCCCAAAGUAUACAAAAGCCAUACCAAUAGUGCCAAAGGCUGAACCUGCUGUGUCUAACAACCAAAUGUCUAAAGAUGUUGAUGUCAACACUCAUAUAGAAAAGCUGGCCCUAGCUAGAAAAGGUUUCCGGAUGUUUGAGGCUUCUGAAUCCUGCCCUGAUGGGCUAUGUAUGUUCAAAGGCAGAAAGCACAAUCAUUGUAUAAAGCCCCGUUGCCAUCAUGUUAAUAAUCGAGAAGACAUGCUCAAUCUACACGCCAAAGAGUUCCAUAGCUUUAUCAAUAUUCUGGAGGGGUUUGAAUUUUUUGAUCGUUACGUGAACUGUCGUCGCCCACAUUGCCAUAACAACAAGGUUAACCGACAUUUUCAUUGUGUCCUCACCAAUUGUGACUAUUCAUUUGUGAGGUAUAGCACCAUGAAACAGCACCAAAAGAAACACAUGGAAGUUGCGGCUGGUGUAUCUGCAGCUGGACAACCCAGUGAUACAACAUUCAAGGGCAACCCUAUCAAAUCAGCACAUGGCGUCACAACCCCUAGAGCGUUCCCUGGUGGGGAUGGCUUAGGCCCCUUGAAAACUGGAAUCACUACCCCUCCAGAAGCUCAUCUCCCACUCACCAGCCCUAGUGUUCCCAACAUGGGCACCCAGGCCCAGCUAGACCCAGAAGAUGCUCCAUUAGAUUUCUCAAUCAAGUCUACUACAAAGGCUCAAACAGAAACAAGUGCUCAAGAAACAAGAACAAGUAUUAAUAAACCUGACAAUCAAGUGGCUCAAGUUACUGAUAGUGUUGUUAAUAACACCAAUAAUGUUGUUAAUAGCACUACGCCAGUUCCUGGCUACAAGGCACAGUUCAAAUACCGGCCUAUAGGAAUAGGAGAGGACAAUGUCGUGUCUGCUAGUGGUGCAGCUGCUGCAGCAUCAGCAAUCCUCCCAUUGGCCGAGCUCCUCAAACAGAAGUCUGAUAAUACGCUCCCACAGGUCACAUGGGCAGACAUGAGAGAACGUAUGCUGUAUACAAUGGAUCAGACAUGUGGUAGGCCAUUUUGCAAGCUCAAAAAGAAGGAACAUUUCCAUUGCUAUGAGUGCAAUCAAGCAUUCUCUGAUGCUGCACGAAUCAGGGCUCAUGUGGCGAAACAUGGUAUGAAGAUCCCCAGAGAGGCACUCAAGAGGAAGGACCCUGCUGAUGGUGGUAUUGAAGCCCCUGUUGCUAAGAGACAAGCUGUAUCUGAUGAGGAAACAGGGGAUUACGGAUCAUCUCUUAAUCUGAACUCUGGGGUUUUCACCAACCAGCUUUACAACCAGAAAGUGUCAGAGUACAGCUCUGAAGGGGAAGGUGAUGUAUUGAUGAAUGGUACAGACCAUGGUACUUCUGAUUUAUCUUCAUGAAUAAGAUACAUCAUCAUGUUUUUUGAACAUGGAACAUCUUAGUGAAAGUGGUACGGUACUUGUUAAUAAAGAUCAUACUUCUUCAUGAUUGUGGUACAUCUGACCCAUUGUCUGAUGAUAUCCAGGGGAAUGAUAAUAGGUAUAGAUAAUAGAAAAUAUAUUCCUGGGGAGAUAAAUGCCAAUACAGUUCUAGUGUUGGACGUACAAUUCUAACCAAUAAGCAUCAGUACUCUCUAUCAAUAGCGUGAUAUAUAUUUUUGAAUAUCAACAUUUUUCAGAAAGUAACAUGUGUUGAGGUUGCAAUGAUAAGGAUCUUUCCUUGUACAGCACAGAUACCAUAUAAUUGCUCAUGAAUAUAGUCAUAUGAUA
This is a messenger RNA of Owenia fusiformis, 4754 nucleotides long. The record is from the annotation of a GenBank genome assembly. NCBI's taxonomy places the organism in Eukaryota, Metazoa, Annelida, Polychaeta, Sabellida, Oweniidae.